Strongyloides ratti is the source of this 2775-nucleotide messenger RNA. Its product is annotated as LDLR class B repeat and Epidermal growth factor-like domain and EGF-like calcium-binding domain and Low-density lipoprotein (LDL) receptor class A repeat and Six-bladed beta-propeller, TolB-like domain-containing protein. Bases 1 to 2775 code for a protein of 924 amino acids. Gene Ontology annotation, molecular function: calcium ion binding; protein binding. Lineage: Eukaryota; Metazoa; Nematoda; Chromadorea; Rhabditida; Strongyloididae. The transcript has 3 exons. The record is from RefSeq and is a predicted model, not a curated record.
AUGGAUACUAAAGUGGUGAGUCUUUUACUACUUACUGUAAUCUUAUUAUUAACUAACAAAAUUAACUCAUCUCCUAUUAACUCACAAACAGAUCAUUUUCCAAUAACAUGUGCUAAAGAUUCAUUUUUCUGUGGAGAUGGAUUGUGUAUUGAAAAGUCUUGGCAAUGUGAUGGUGAACAUGAUUGUAUUGAUGGAAGUGAUGAAGUAAAUUGUACCACAUUAAAUUCACCUGCAACAUGUGAUAGUGAUAAUGAAUUUCAUUGUUACAAACAAAAAGUAUUAAAAAUUGAUGAUCUAGCAAGAAUAUUUAGUGAUGUAAAUAUAUAUAGAAGACUUGCAUGUAUUCCAAAAGAACUUAGAUGUGAUGGAGAAUAUAAUUGUAUACAUGGUGAAGAUGAAGAUGGUUGUGAAGAUAAUAUAACCUGUACUAAUGGAAAUUUUAAAUGUUUAGAGAGUGGAGAUGGAAAAUCUACAUGUGUACCAGAUUCAUGGAAAUGUGAUGGAUCACAGGAUUGUUUUGAUGGUGCUGAUGAAAAUAAUUGUUCAAAGAAUGCUACUUGUUCCAGUAAUCAAUUUUUAUGUGACAAUGGACAAUGUGUUUACAAAAGAUGGGUCUGUGAUGGAGAGAAGGACUGUAAUGAUGGAAGUGAUGAAAAUAACUGUAAAGAUGAUUGUAAUCUUAGAACACAUUUUAAAUGUAAAAGUAAUGGUCGUUGUUUACCACUAAAUUUGCGUUGUGAUGGUGAUGCUGAUUGUAGUGAUCAUUCUGAUGAAAGUGACUGUAAUUCUUUUAGUUCACAUUUUUCAAAAAAUUGUACUUCUGGUGAAUUUAAAUGUGAUGGAGGUACACGAUGUAUCUCUGAAAAUUGGAAAUGUGAUGGUGAUGUCGAUUGCCCAGAUGGUAGUGAUGAAAAAAAUUGUAUGGAACAAACAUGUAAUGAUAAUGAAAUGAAAUGUGACAAUGUUUGUAGAUUAAAAUUAUUAUGGUGUGAUGGGGUAGUUGAUUGUAAUGAUGGAACAGAUGAAUCUAAUUGUCCUCACAUACCUAAUAAUAUAACAUGUGAUAUAACUACACAAUAUGAAUGUCCAGGUACACCAAAAACUUGCAUUGAUUAUGUUAAUCUAUGUAUAGAUGAUAUGUCAUAUAAUAAUUGCAUAACUUCUGUUUGUAAUAAAGAAAUCCAUUCUUGCAGAAAAGACUCACCAAAUUGUGAAUGCCGUGAUACCAAAUAUAAUGGAUCAAUUUGUUAUUGCAAGAGUGGUUUUGAACUUCGUGGUGAUAUUUGUGCUGAUAUAAAUGAAUGUAGUACUGAAGGAAUCUGUGAUCAAAUAUGUUAUAAUUUACCAGGAUCCUAUAAAUGUGACUGUUAUCUUGGAUUUAAACUUGUUCCAGUUGACAAUAAAACAAUCAUUCCUCAUAAAUGUCGUGCUUCAGGAUCAAAUCCAUUAUUGCUACUAACAAACCGUGCUUCAAUAAGACAGUAUGAUAUGACAAAACACAUCAUCACUCCAGUCAUUUCAUCUUUAAAAUCAGCUGUUGCAAUGGAUUAUUGGCACAAGAAUGGUAUUAUUAUAUGGUCUGAUUUGAUAGGUGAACGUAUUAUGGCAUGUCAAAUGGAUCAUAUAGAACCAACUUAUAAUAUUAAUAAAUGUAGUAGUGGAAAUGGAACAAUGCUUGUAAAAGGUGUUGUUAAUGCUGAUGGUCUUGCAAUAGACUGGGUUCAUGGUUUAUUGUUUUGGACUGAUUCAUUUAGAAAACAAAUCAGUGUUAUUGAUAUUAAAACUCGUAAAAGUAGAGUUCUCUUCAAUACAUCUCUUGAUGAACCUAGAGCUAUUGCUGUUGAUCCAUCUGUAGGAUUAAUCUUUUGGACAGAUUGGGGUAAACAUGCUAAGAUUGAACGUUCUGCAAUGAAUGGAAAUUAUAGGCAAGUUAUUGCAUCUGGAGAAAAUAUUAAAUGGCCAAAUGGUUUGGCUCUUGAUUUAUUGGAAAAAAAAGUUUAUUUUGCUGAUGCAAAAAUUAAGUCAAUAUCUUCAAUGAAUUACUUUGGAAAUGGUUUACGUACAGUUAUUCAUUCUCAUGAAAAACUCAAUCAUCCCUUUUCUUUAGCUGUAUUUGAAGAAAAGUUAUAUUGGACUGAUUGGGAUAAGGAAGGAAUUGUUUCUGCUAACAAAUUUAAUGGAAACGAUGUUUCAGAGGUUCUGGAACAUGUAUCUUCACCAAUGACUGUGAGAAUUUUCCAUGAAACUGUCCAACCAGAUCAUCCAGAUAAAUGUAAGACACAUAGAUGUUCUGAUCUUUGUCUGCCAAAGUGUCAAUCUUUCUUUGUACCAUAUGGUGUAGAAACUGUUUUUGAUGGAUUAAGUUAUUCAUGUGUAUGUAGUGAGGAGUCUACUCUUGUAAACGGAACAUGUCAAGCUGAUGUUGAUUCUAUUGUUAAUUUUGUUGAUAAACAAAAUCAAGAUGAAGCAUUAAUAAAUGGAAUGUUGGUAUUUGUUGUACUUAUUAUUAUUAUAUCUUUAAUUGCAAUUUCUUUGUAUUUCUACUAUUCAUACGAUCAACCUUCAAGAACAAAAAUAUUAAGAUAUAGUAAUCCAAUAUACAAAUCUACAACUGAGAGAAGAUCUCAGGAUAUGGAUGGACUUUUAAAUCUAGGUGUUCUGGAUACAACAAAUAAUUAUUCAAACCCAAUGGUUUCAUUAACUGAGCACCAAAAUAAUCAAUACAAUAUAAAUAAUCCAAUGGCUUUUUCUAAUCCUACAUAUGAAGCUAGAUGA